AUGAAUGCAACCUUGACGAGGGAAGAAAUUCUGCAGUCGGGCAUUUACCGUGGGGCGGCGGUGCUGGAUUACUCUCGUUGUUUGGUUGGGGGGUGUGUGGUGGGCUGGUGUGGGCGACUGGUAUUUUUUGAUGCUUGUAUGUUUUUUUUUGGUUAG
This is a messenger RNA of Plenodomus lingam JN3, 156 nucleotides long. NCBI's taxonomy places the organism in Eukaryota, Fungi, Ascomycota, Dothideomycetes, Pleosporales, Leptosphaeriaceae. The record is from RefSeq and is a predicted model, not a curated record.